AUGUUUCUGCUAGGUCGUGUAACUGUGAGAGGUAUGCCGUUGGCUGGUGCGUGCAACGUGGCCCGCGGGGUCCGUGGGGUCCGCUGUUUCUCAGCGGUGAAGGUGUUGAUGCAACAGCAGCGGCCCUUACGGGUAGAUAGGGAGUUGCCCAACCCGCUGAAGGACAGGUACAAGCUGCGGUGGGGGUUUUUCGGGUUCAGCGCGCUGAUGGUAGCCUCUCUAGCCAUGAUCUUCAACUACGAGAAGGUAGAGAACCCUAUCAUCGACAACACUCUGUACCAAUUGAGACGGUCUGGAGCAACGAGGGCCCUUUUGGGCCAGGAUAUCCAGUUUGCAGGUGUAGUACCCUGGGUGUAUGGGAAACUGCACCCUGUAGCAGGUGAGAUAGACAUCAAGUUCUACAUCAGGGGGGACAAACCAAACGCCGUGGGUGUGGUGAAACUCGUCGCAGACAGACAGAACAGAAACCAGGAGUUCCUCAUCCAUGAGUGGAGCCUCACCGUGGGGGACCAGCAGGUGGACCUCUUGUCGGAAAACUCCUUCAACCUGAGCAGCUACUAA
Messenger RNA from Huiozyma naganishii CBS 8797, 561 nucleotides. RefSeq names its product Coa1p (gene COA1). Gene Ontology annotation, cellular component: mitochondrial inner membrane. Bases 1 to 561 code for a protein of 186 amino acids. Lineage: Eukaryota; Fungi; Ascomycota; Saccharomycetes; Saccharomycetales; Saccharomycetaceae. The record is from RefSeq and is a predicted model, not a curated record. The transcript has a single exon. Gene Ontology annotation, biological process: mitochondrial respiratory chain complex IV assembly.